AUGGCCAUCAGCCCCAGAAUGAAGAGCUAUCGGCUCCUACUCCUNCUUGCCAUCUUCGCUGCUGUAUUGUUCAUCCAUCGCGAUCGUGUCGCAUAUGCUGGUUUCAAGUCAUGGAGUGCUUCCUCGAGCCUCGUCUUCGGUAAUCAUGUCGACUGGAGUCAGAUUCCCAAGCAACACACAGUUACGUCUAUGUAUGCCCUGCCCACCGGUAAACCAAAGAAGCUUCCCAAGAUUCAGUACAGCUUCCCGACCGAAUCCAAAGCUGAGAAAAUCGUGCGUGAGGAGCGACAGCAUGCUGUCCUUGAGGCCUUCAAACGCGCCUGGGGCUCGUACAAAGAGCAUGCCUGGAUGGCCGACGAACUGACUCCCAUCUCUGGUGACAAGAGGAAUACAUUCGCAGGAUGGGCUGCCACUCUGGUCGACGCUCUUGACACGCUAUGGAUCAUGGGUCUCAAAAGCGAGUUCAACGAAGCCGUGGCAGCAGCAGUCUCCAUCGACUUUGCGUCUACAGACCAGGAUGAGAUUAACGUAUUUGAAACAACCAUUCGAUACAUGGGUGGUUUCUUGUCUGCAUAUGAUUUGAGCGCUGAUGAAAGACUUCUGGUCAAAGCAAAAGAACUCGGCGAGAUGCUGCUUCACGCCUUCGACACUCCCAAUCACAUGCCAAUUACUCGUUGGAGAGUCAUGGACGCUCGUAGAGGAGCCCCUCAGAAUGCCGAUCCGGUCACUUUAGUAGCAGAAAUUGGUUCACUAGUCAUGGAAUUUACCAGACUCUCUCAGAUCACUGGAGACCCUCGCUGGUUUGAUGCCACUCAUCGCGUCAUGAAACUUUUCGAAGAGCAGCAGUCAAAGACACACGUGCCUGGGAUGUGGCCAAUUCUUGUCAACGCCAAAGACAUGGAUCUCACUUGGCAUGACACUUUCACACUUGGAGCAAUGUCGGACUCCGCCUACGAAUAUUUGCCCAAGAUGCACGCGCUCCUUGGUGGACUGGAGCCAAUGUAUGAGAAAAUGUACCGCGAGGCCAUGAACGCCGCCAUCCGAUACACACUUUGGCGACCUAUGACACCUGAUAAUGCAGACAUCUUAAUCGCAGGAAUGGCUCAUGUUGAUCAGGACCACAAAGGUGGGCUUGACUUUCAGGGCCAGCAUCUCGUCUGCUUCGCUGGAGGCAUGUUGGCUUUAGGUGGAAAGCUUUUUAACGACCAAACUCACCUCGAUAUGGGCAGGAGGGUGACAGAUGGCUGCAUCUGGACAUACAAAGCCAUGCCUCUGGGAAUCAUGCCCGAGGUGUUCCACAUGGUCGAGUGUCCUACUAAUGAGCCUUGCCAGUGGGACGAGAAGGUUUGGCAUAAGGAGGUCAUGAGAAUGAAAGACGAUGGUGAUGGCAAGCUGGAAGAUGUUCAGAAGGUCAUAGCCGAAGAUCGUCUCCCUCCUGGCUUCUCACGUCUUGACGAUCGCAGAUACAUCUUGAGGCCUGAGGCAAUCGAGAGUGUCUUCAUCUUGUAUCGUAUCACUGGACGCAAAGAUCUACAAGAAACUGCAUGGCAGAUGUUCAAUGCUAUUCAAGAAAACACCAAGACGGCGUUGGCCAAUGGCGCGCUUGGGGAUGUCUCUAGAGAUGAUGGAAAGGUGACAGUCACGGACAGUAUGGAGAGCUUCUGGCUGGCUGAGACGCUCAAGUACUUCUACCUGAUUUUCAGCGAACCUGACUUGAUCAGUCUGGACGACUACACUUUCAACACAGAAGCACACCCUUUCAAGAUUCCAAAGUAA
Aureobasidium vineae is the source of this 1776-nucleotide messenger RNA. NCBI's taxonomy places the organism in Eukaryota, Fungi, Ascomycota, Dothideomycetes, Dothideales, Saccotheciaceae. The record is from the annotation of a GenBank genome assembly.